AUGGCAAUGGCAAAGAACAAAACGCUAUGUUUUACAUGUAAUAAGGAAAAAAUAACAUAUCCUUGUAAAGGAUGUUCAAAAGAAUUUUGCUUAGUGGAUUUAACACAACAUCGUCAAAUAUUAACUAAAGAAUUACUUCAUAUCACCUUUGAAUAUAAUAAACUUAAACAAACAAUUCAUGAACAAACACAAAAUCCGCAAAAUGAUCUGUUAAUAAAACAAAUUAAUCAAUGGGAAAUAAAAUCAAUUGAAAAAAUUCAACAAAAAGCACAAGAGUAUAGAGAAAUCCUUAUUAAAUCAUCACAAACAUGUCUUAGCAAUAUUGAAAUGAAAUUUAAUGAUUUAACGGAACAAAUAAAACACUUUCAGAAAGAAACUGACUUAAAUGAAAUUAAUUUAAAUCAUUUAAGAAAUCAAUUGAUGAAAAUUAGACAAGAAUUAAAUAAUCCAUCAAAAAUUACUGUUAAAGAAGAUUUACGAUCAUUUUUUAACGAAAGUUUAAUUAUUUCAACAAAAAAGCCAACAUUUAACAAAUGGAAACAAAAUGCCAUGAUUGUGGCUGGUGGAAAUGGAGAAGGUGAAGGAGUAAAACAACUCUUUUACCCUGAAGGAAUCUUUAUUGAUGAAAAGAAAAAUAUUUUUAUUGCUGAUUAUUGGAAUCAUCGUAUUGUUGAAUGGAAACAUAAUGCAAAACAAGGACAGAUUGUUGCAGGUGGAAAUGGCAAAGGAAAUCAAAUGGAUCAAUUGAAUUAUCCAACACAUGUGAUUGUUGAUCAACAAAAUCACUCGAUUAUUAUUGCUGAUUCUUUAAAUAGACGAGUGAUUCAAUGGUUGAAUCAAAAUCAACAAAUUCUCAUUGAUGAUAUUAACUGUUCUCGUUUAGCAAUGGAUCAACAUGGAUAUCUUUAUGUUUCUGAUUGGAAGAAGAAUGAAGUUAGACGAUGGAAAAUGGGAAAAUACAACAACGAAGGAAUUGUAGUGGCAGGUGGAAAUGAACAAGGAAAUGAACUCAAUCAACUUGAUUUUCCUAAAUUUAUCUUUGUUGAUGAAUAUCAAUCUGUUUAUGUAUCAGAUCAAAACAAUCAUCGUGUGAUAAAAUGGAGAAAAGAUGCAAAAAAAGGAACAGUUGUGGCUGGGGGAAAUGGUCAAGGAAGAAAUCUCAAUCAAUUGUCUCAACCUGAAGGAGUAUUUGUUGAUGAUUUAGGUCGAAUCUAUGUGGCAGAUUGUGUGAAUGAUCGAGUAAUGCGUUGGUGUGAAGAAAAAAAAGAAGGUGAAAUUGUUGUUGGUGAAAAUGAUCAAAGAGAUCAAUUGUGUGGUCCCUGUGGUUUAUCUUUUGAUGAUGAAGGAAAUCUUUAUAUUGCUGAUUGUGACAAUUAUGAAAUUAAGAAAUUUGAAAUAAUUUUGUAA
This is a messenger RNA of Adineta steineri, 1407 nucleotides long. Lineage: Eukaryota; Metazoa; Rotifera; Eurotatoria; Adinetida; Adinetidae. The record is from the annotation of a GenBank genome assembly.